GCUGGAUUGGAAGUGGAGCUACCGGGACUCGAGCUGGCGCCCAUAUGGGAUGCUGGCACUGCAGGCGGCAGCUUUAUCUUCUAUAUAUCCUAUAGUCAGGAUGCUUUUAAAGUACACUAUGAGAACAACAGCCCUUUCCUGACCAUCACCAGCAUGACCCGCGUCAUCGAGGUCUCCCACUGGGGCAAUAUCGCUGUGGAGGAAAACGCGGACUUGAAGCACACGGGGGCUGUGCUGAAGGGGCCCUUCUCACGCUACGACUACCAGAGACAGCCCAACAGUCAGAUCUCCUCCAUCCGCUCCUUCAAGACCAUCCUCCCUGCGGCUGCCCAGGAUGUUUACUACCGGGGUGAGAUCAGCAACGUGUCCACCAGCCACCUCCUCAUUUUGGAUGACUCCGUAGAGAUGGAAAUCCGGCCUCGCUUCCCUCUCUUUGGAGGGUGGAAGACACAUUACAUCGUUGGCUACAACCUCCCAAGCUAUGAAUACCUCUAUAAUUUGGGCGAUCAGUAUGCACUGAAGAUGAGAUUUGUGGACCAUGUGUUUGAUGAGCAGGUGAUAGAUUCUCUGACUGUGAAGAUCAUUCUGCCUGAAGGAGCCAAGAAUAUCCAAGUUGAUAGUCCUUAUGAAAUCAGCCGUGCCCCAGAUGAGCUGCACUACACUUACCUGGACACAUUUGGCCGCCCUGUGAUUGUUGCUUACAAGAAAAAUCUGGUAGAACAGCAUCAGGACAUUGUGGCCCACUACACGUUCAACAAGGUGCUCGUGCUGCAGGAGCCCCUGCUGGUGGUAGCUGCCUUCUACAUCCUGUUCUUCACCGUCAUCAUCUAUGUCUGUCUGGACUUUUCCAUCACCAAGGAUCCAGCUGCGGAAGCCAGAAUGAAAGUGGCUUGCAUCACAGAGCAGGUCUUGACCCUGGUCAACAAGAGAAUAGGCCUCUACCGUCACUUUGACGAGACCAUUAAUAGGUACAAGCAAUCUCGGGAUGUCUCCACUCUGAACAGCGGCAAGAAGAGCCUGGAGACUGAACACAAGGCCUUGACCAGUGAGAUUGCUCUGCUGCAGUCCAGGCUGAAGACAGAGGGCUCUGAUCUGUGCGACAGAGUGAGUGAAAUGCAGAAGCUGGACGUGCAGGUCAAGGAGCUGGUGUUGAAGUCGGCGGUGGAGGCCGAGCGGCUGGUGGCCAGCAAGCUCAAGAAGGACACGUACAUCGAGAAUGAGAAGCUCAUCUCUGGAAAGCGUCAGGAGCUGGUCACCAAGAUCAACCACAUCUUGGAUGCUCUGUAGCCCCUGCCCUUGCCUUCAGGGUGGGCCCUGGGAGCCUGCGCUGUAAGAGGGCAGGCAGUGGGCGGAGGGUGGUUUGAACAUAGAGACCAGAGAAGGCUGCAUCUCUAAUUUGCAAAUGGCUUUCAAAGGAAGAGAAGCCAGGCAGUAGAAGAAGCCUGACUCUUUUUUUAAAGUUAAAAAAAAAAAUUAAGUCCCACGAUAACAAAACAUCUUUGUGUUUUGAACAAAGAAAUUUUCAGUAGUUGACUGGUAUUGUUUGAUUCUGAAGCCUAGGGUAUUUUUUAAGCCUGUAAGCACCCUGUUUCAUGCCCUUCUACUUCUUGAUGUUUUGGGUAUUUUGUGAGCGUGUGUGUGUGUGU
Molecule: messenger RNA, 1646 nt
Organism: Oryctolagus cuniculus (rabbit)
Lineage: Eukaryota; Metazoa; Chordata; Mammalia; Lagomorpha; Leporidae
Source: RefSeq, a predicted model, not a curated record